This is a messenger RNA of Stylonychia lemnae, 1872 nucleotides long. NCBI's taxonomy places the organism in Eukaryota, Ciliophora, Spirotrichea, Sporadotrichida, Oxytrichidae. The record is from the annotation of a GenBank genome assembly.
AUGAUGAUCUUUUAUAUAAUAGCAAGUCUCUACAAUUUCAUUACCUCGAACUACGACAUAUCAGGGCAAAUUACUUACUCUAUCAUUUCAGAUAAGAUGGCCGUGUCAGACAUUCAAAUUAAGGUUAAUAAUUCAAUAUGGGACAGCUACCAAGUUGAUAUUUAUAACAAAUCGGCAGUGUUCUUAUGUGUGGAUAGAAGUGGAUCAAUGGGAACACUACUAGGCCAGUAAAAGCGUAUUGAUGUAGUAAAGGAUUAGAUUCUUAGUUUUGCAAAGACAUUCUUCACUAAAGAUCUGACUAAGAAUGUAACUCUCUAUGUUACUUUUUAUGAUGAUGAGGUUGAUACAUAGGGAUUCACUGAUUACUAAAGCCUAUAAGCUUAUAUGAAUGAUAAAUCUACUCCUGGAGGCGACACUGGUUUCUAUCUGGCUUUGCAGGAUGUCCUAAGCAAGGUUAAAGAAAAUAAUCUGCAGAACAUUCAUGUAUACCUCCUGAGUGACGGUCAAGAUUCGUAUCCAGAUGAUACUUAAAAAGUUAUGAAGAGCUUGCACACUUACUUGACCCAGAACAGUAUUCAUUCAAGGUUUUCAGCGAUUGGAAUUGCCUAGCCUGACACCUAGACAAUGAGUGAAAUAAUUAACCUGGGAACCAUUAGUGGAGACUAUGUUUAUGUCGAUGAGUCCAAGUCCUCUGAUACUCAAAUUUAGUAAAUAAACUAAUUCUACGACUUAAUAAAUACAUAUGUUUUCAAUCAGCCAAAAGGUAUCACCCUGACAAUUUUAGAUGAAACUAUUUUCCUUAAAUUAUUCAAAGAUGGAGCAACUCAAACUCACCAAGUCUUCCUCUUAACAGGUCACAUAUUCAAUCUUUAAGACAUCAAAACUUAUCUUGGAAAGCUUAAGGGGAUUUUAGAAGAUAAAUCCUAUCAUUACUCAAACAUCUCUCUAGUAAAGAAGAACAUCGGCUACGAUGACAAUAAAGAUUUGCUAGUUAUCUAUAAUAGUGUGGUUCAGCUUAACUUUGACCUGACUAGACAGAUCGUUAAAGCUGAUAUCGAUGAUAUUUAGGCUUAAAUCAAUGGAAACCUUAAGGACUCAUUAAAGCAAGACAUUAAGAAGGAUUAUCAAUACAUUGACUCGUAACUCAAGAAUAUGGAAAUAGUUAUUAAUAAUAAUCAAGAUAAGAAUUUGAAUGUAAAGGAGAGAGGAUCAGUAGAACAGUACAGGAACUUUGUGUUGAAGAGAUUUGAAGAUAGACAACUUGAAGUAUUUGAUGCAUCCAGUCCAGAUGAAAAAGAUGAUUUAGAUGAUGGUACUGGUGAUAGUGAUACUAAAACAGAUACUAAGGCAAUGAGAGUAGUAAUUGGAAUUAAGCAUAUCUUUGAAGUCAUUAUUACAAUCACAAUUUUCCUAUUCUAUGCUAUCAGAUGCAAGUGCAGUUUUAUCAAAUUCAGAAUCUGCUGUAUUUAUGUGUUCGUGGCCUAUAUUGUCCUACUAGUCCAAGAUUUCAUUUUAAUGGCACCACCUAUCUGGAUAUUCAUCUACCAUGUUGCUCUGCUUAUGAUUAUCUUUGUAGUCUCUCUUAGAAAGAAGGAUCCCAGUCAGGAGGGUAAUGACAGAACUGACUCGCUCCAAAGAGUUUCUUUGAAUCCAAAUAAUUACGUGCAGAUUAAUGAACAAAACGAAGAAGUAGAGGUAAGAGAGGAUGAUUAGGCUAACGCAGCUGCAAACAAGAAGCCAGGGGUGGUAUUCUCAAAGACAUAUCGUGAAGAGUUCUUGAAGUCUUCCUCCCUGACUAAAAUUGCAUUCAUGGCAUUCUUGUUUAUGGAGUUGACUCUGAGUAUUUGCAUUAUAGCUUUAGCAUUACAAUGA